UCGUGUCCUCGUGUUGUGCUUAACCUCUUUGCUAGUAGUAACUUCACAACAGUCUGUUGUAUACUACACGUGAUGAAAAUCCUAACCUCAAUAUAAAGAAGUAAUCAUGGGACGUCGUAAAAAGGGACGUUGCGUGAAGAAAAAUAAACAAAUUAAUUCUGAAGAAAGUCCAGAUGUAAUAAAAGCACCUCAUUCCUUUGUUAUUCAUCGUGGACUGCCUGGAGAAUAUAUUGUUGAACUUACUAAAGACUUUCGUAAAAUUAUGGAACCUUUUACAGCAAUGUCUUUAAAAGAAAGGAAAAAAAAUACAAUUAAAGAUUUUGUAUCAAUAGCUAGUGUAUUUCAUAUUACACACAUGUGUAUAUUUACAAAAACAGAACAAGGAAUGUAUUUCAAACUGUGCAGAUUACCAAGAGGACCAACACUCACUUUUAAAAUACAUAGUUUUUCCUUAUCACGUGAUGUGAUAUCUUUAUUAAAAAAGCAAAUGGUAUAUGAAGAAUUAUUUAAAAAUUCUCCAUUAGUAAUUCUAAAUAAUUUCAGUGGAGAAGGUAUGCAACUGAAACUUAUUGCUUCUAUGUUUCAAAAUAUGUUUCCAACAAUAAAUUUGACUUCAGUUAAUUUAAGUACAAUUCGUAGAUGUCUAAACUUAAAUUACAAUUCUAUAUCAAAAACAAUUGAUCUCAGGCAUUAUGCUAUUAAAGUAGUACCUGUUGAUGUAUCGAAAGGCGUUAAGAAAUUAAUUCAAGCCAAGAUUCCAAACUUGUCUAAAUGUGAAGAUUUCUCUGAUUUUUUAACAAAAGGAACAAUCUCUGAAAGUGAAGCUGAAGAUGAUCCUUCAAGUCAUGUUACAUUACCACAAACAUUAUCCUCGCGUGGUAAUCAUGCAAAUAGUAAAAGUGCAAUCAAGAUCUUUGAAUUGGGUCCUAGAUUAAAAAUAGAGUUAAUAAAAGUUGAAGAUGGAGUUUUGGAUGGUGAAGUGCUUUUCCACGAAUAUAUUUACAAAUCCGAAGAAGAAAAACAAUUAAUAAAGAAAAAACGAGAAGCAAAAAAGAAGUUGAAGGAAAAAAGAAAGAAGAUACAAGAAGAAAACAAAAAGAAAAAAGAAUUACAGAAACAAGAACAUAAAGAAAAAUCUUUAAAAGGAAUGCAAAAGAAAAAAGAAAAUGAAAUAUUAUUACAAAAACUUGCAAAAGAAUCAGUUAUGGAAAAUAAUAUAGAAGAUGAUGAUAUACAAUAUUACCGCGAUGAAAUUGGAGAAGAGCCUGAUAAAGAUUUAUUUGAAAGAAAAGUUGGUGAGAAAAGGCGUAGGAGUAUAUCUAAAUAUGAAGUAAAAAAACAAAAACUUGACAAAUCAUGAUCAAUAUUGAAAAUUA
This is a messenger RNA of Frieseomelitta varia, 1376 nucleotides long. It is a transcript of the gene ppan, whose product is annotated as protein Peter pan. Bases 107 to 1360 code for a protein of 417 amino acids. Gene Ontology annotation, molecular function: rRNA binding. The transcript is spliced from 6 exons. The record is from RefSeq and is a predicted model, not a curated record. NCBI's taxonomy places the organism in Eukaryota, Metazoa, Arthropoda, Insecta, Hymenoptera, Apidae. Gene Ontology annotation, biological process: ribosomal large subunit assembly; rRNA processing. Gene Ontology annotation, cellular component: preribosome, large subunit precursor.